Molecule: messenger RNA, 4230 nt
Organism: Felis catus (domestic cat)
Lineage: Eukaryota; Metazoa; Chordata; Mammalia; Carnivora; Felidae
Exons: 4
Coding region: 2883-3644 (253 amino acids)
Source: RefSeq, a predicted model, not a curated record
UUCAAUUAAUAUAAAGUAAUGUGUUAGCAAUUAAUAUAAAAUAAUAUGUUAGCACUAAAACCUUCUACUAUGACUCUGACCUUAGCAAUAAUAACAGUGAAUACUUAUUUUAAACAGAAACAGUGUGGUAGGUAUAGAAAACUGAGUAUAAUUUCUACUCUUUGAUAUUGUAAUUACUCUAAUCCAUAUAGCCAACAUGAAGGCAGGUAGGUGUUUUGCAGAUCUUUCUAUCCUCCGACCUUUUGCAUAUGUGAACUCAGAUCUCUGUAUAUCCAAGCAGAGAUAUCAUAAAUAUCUACUCAGGUGGAAACUGGACUUUUAAGAACUAGUUUUAAUGCAAUUUUGUCCUUUGUGUAAAGUGUUUUUAAAAAUCUUGAAUUUAACAAAUACAUGAAGGACCCAACAUUCAUUUUCUCUGUCCAGAACAUUUGUUUCAUAGGCAUACAAGUCAGAUGAAAUACAUAUUUGCUUUGGAGCUGUUAAGAUGUCACAUAUUUGUUAACUUAUGUGUGUGCUCUUUAUUAAAUCCAAUGCUUGGCAAAGCAUCAAUUCAGUUAGUAAUGUAAAUUUCCCCACACUGUGUUUUGUUCUGUAAGUGGUCCAAACUCAUAAAGCACAUUUUGCCCACUAUCUACCCGAAACCUGAGGUAAAAUUUACCUUCUUAAUCAGUCCAAAAAACCCUCAUAAUAUAGUAUCUAAAAUUUUCUAGUUUCCAAAAUAGCAUUUGAAUGUGUGAAUCAAUCAUGAUUAUAAUAUGGAGCCUAUGGCAUUGUAUUUAUGAUUUAUAUUAGAAAAACCCCAACAUAAUACAUGUUGCUAUUGCACUGUUUUGGGUAUAAUGCAAGCCAAGUGAUGUCACCCGGAAUGUAAGAACUCAAUGUAUUUAAUAAUAUCAUAGCCAAUGUGUCUCAAAGUUAUUGCCAAUGAAAAAAGGGGAAAAAAUGUUUUUACACGUAGAUAUAACAAAGGAAAAGUUUCCCUAAACAAUGCUUACCCUACUACAUGAAACAUUCUUUUAUGUGUGUAAACCCUCUACAUUGAUUUCAUGAUUCUACUAAAGGGUGACUGUUUGGAGCCAGUUAUCUCUAAGUCUCUGUUUCUGCUUGCCUUUCCAGCAGAGGCACUGACUCCAUUUUCAAGAACGCUAUCCUUUCAAGGAUGUUUGUACAGCAAACAGCCUUGAAAGACAGAGAAUUAUCUUCCUCCAGAGAAAAGGACAACUUUGUUUCCUACACAUUAAAAUAAAGAUAAGGGCAGGCAGCCUUGCAGCCAAUUAUAAAAGUCUCAAGGUCCCUAAGCUCAAAGUUACGCUCCUCUGGACCCUCUGAGUGCCACUCUGUUGGAAGUGAGGCUUGAGAAACAAGCGCAAAUGCUGAGUCUGAAUGCCACAAUUGCUUUGUCUCUGAGCCAGGAGUCUCGUGUCUUCUGCCAGCAUCCAUGAAACUGGCAGGCUAACUGGUUAGCUGCAAGUCAGGUGAAAUCUCAGCCAAUAUUCCCACAUUAUCAAUUUAACCAUAAGGCCAAUUUUGCCAAUUUAUUUCUUCAUCUUAGUCUCAAAGCAAAUAGAGAAUGUCUUUUUUUCUGCAGCAUCUGCUUACUAAUACUAUAUGAUGCUACAAAGUACCUUCCAGAAACACCUAGUCUUUUAGCAGAACGAAAUCUCUUACUCAUCUGUCUUCACCCAGGAGCCUCCCUUAGACAGAGAGAGCUUCCUGCUUGUCCUUGGGACUUCCAUAGUUAGCAAAUCCGAUUGCUCUAGAUGGGUUUAUGUAAGAAGAUCUGUAGUAAUGGGAAACACCAGCAAUAUACUCAGAAAUUUAGAUUCAUUCUGUGUCUCAGUGCUUCUAAAACUAUAAUAGCAGAUCAUGAUGUGCUUCAAGAUGGACUCAUAGUCAUGUAGAAUACAACAGCGGUUCCAGUGACCCACGUUUUUUCUGUGCAUCCUGUUUACAUCAGCAAGGAAAGCUCUGACUGGGUCACCCCUACUGGUAGUUACUUGGCAUGCCGUACUUCUCACUAUAUCCUCCUGGGUGUCUUCGGCUCUGGUCUAGUCAUUUCAGCCAGGGUAAGCAGGGUUACUCUCGUCGAACAUCCAUACACGUGGCAAAAGCCAUAGCCACUUGAAGAAUAGCCUGAUGUUGCUCUCCUCUGCAGAGAGCCAUGGGCAGAUAGAGCCAUCAUCGCCUGUGUAUUACUGCCUCAAGUAACAUCUUACCAUCCUUAUGCCUCACUACAAAGUUACAAAUACCUGCCAGGUAAACAUCAAAUUAGAAACCUCUAGAGGUUAAAACAAUAGACAAUUUUGCUCCAUCCCUUGAUCUGGUAGGUAAGUUGAGUUACCCCAGAGCUAAGCCAGAUCAGAACCCCGGUUUUCCAUUUCCCAUUCUGCCUGAUUUCCACACAAUGCCCAUAUGUGGGCAACACAAUCCUUCUUGGGAAGGCAGCAAGACCCUUAGCCCCCCAAAUGCAGAGCCCACAUUUUCAGGCUCUGCCACAGUGCGUGCUCCGUGGCGUAGCAUGUUCUCUCUCUCUUCUCUCUCUGUUUCUCUCUCUCCCUUUUCCUCGCUCCCUCCCUUUCUCUCUAUGAAUUCAUUGAAUCACCUAGAUUUGCAUAUAACCUGAUUUGGAUUGCAUUUUUAAUGUUUCUCACUUCUUCCAUGCUUCUGCGUGAUACCACUUCAUUUUAAGAAGUCCCCAAUUUCUAUUUUAUGAAUCGCUUAGUACCAUGAACAAUCCCAAGAAACAAAUUCUCAGGUUUUAUAGCUCUUCAUGCUUUCCAAGCCUGCAUAUCACAGUCUCCAGGAGGCUUUCCUGAUGUAAGAAUGGACGCCAGGCUCUUUGUACGCGUUCCAGUAACCAACAGCACGGCCUCUGUCAUCGCAUGAUCCAAUCAUCUCAUCACUGCCUGAUGACAUGGCUGCCUCCCCUGCUGAACUGCGAGCUCCUGGUGGGCAAGACCCCACUGCUUAUUCGGGCUCAGACUGCUCUCUUUGAAGCCCCAGACAGAUGUCAAUUACAGUGCCUUCUCUUUGGAAACACGGAGCAAACUUUCUCUACGCUGUCCACGGAGCAAGUCAACAAAGACCUUUUCACCGAAAUUCAAACACCGAGAGCAACGAAGAGACUAUAUAUGUCCUCAAGACAGGCCAGCUCGUCUUUCCAGAACUACUGUCGGGAUCCGGGUCAAUGCCUCCCUUUCACCAUCACCGUAGACCAGGAGCAUGAUAGGAGGAGAAAGAUGGAUCGCAGGGACAAUGGAAAGACAAGCAAAACUGGGGGAGAGAGAGAAUGGGAAAUCGACAUGGGUAAGAAGGAGAGAGCUUGCCUCACGCCUGUGGGUCCAGCUAAUGGGUUGAGUCUCGUGGUGGGUGUGCCCCCCCUUUUCCAAAGAUUUACGACAUCAUUACCUGUUUUCGCUAACCAAGGAAAUCCAAAGAGGGCUUUUGUUUUUAUGGAAAAAAAAAAAAAGAAAAAAAAAAAGGUGAAAAGCGAGAUGAGUCUUUGGCAUCGUUUGGCACCUGUUGGGCCUUUGUGGAGGCAGCGUGCACCCGAGCAGGGAGACUGGCUCAGCCAAGCUCCUUCCCCAGGAACCACACGCGGCAUCUCAGAGCCCAGCCGCCAGAGCUCUGGACUGUGUCUAUGAGCAUCGGCGCUUUAUGUCGAUUUCUUUUGUUCAUCUGUUAGCAAGAUGUGUCCUAAGGUAUCAGAAAAGCCUAAGAGGGCUUAUUGUUUUGCGUCUGGGAGCACUCAAAGAAUUUUCCAUGGAAGUUAAUGACAACUGCUUCUUCCCUUUAUGGCUAUUUUGGCUUACAAAAGGUUUCGUGGGAAUGCUCUAGGUUCGGACGGUGGGGGUGGGGGUGACCUGUACUUCCCAGCAAGCUGCUUAUUUAACGGGGUCGUAACUGAAGACGGGCAGGAUCUAACUGUAACCUUUACCAAAGUCAGUUACGACUUUGUGCACCUGGUUUUGCAAUUUUUCGACGUACAGCCGCUUUCGUUAGGCAGGAAGCUGGGUGUGAGCGACAGGAGGAUGGACAGCCCCAACCCAGGACCGCCCGGGGACCACCCGUUGCACCCAUCUGGCAGCGGGUCUGUGGGCACAACAUCCGGCCCAGGGAGAGUUAAGUUUGAUAUGCUUGUGCUCAUGCAGACCUGACCUAUGUCCCUAGAAUAGACAAAAUGUUGCGAUUUCCUACCCCAUGCAGGUAUUUUAAAUACAUCUUGGGAAA